UUGGCUGCAGCUGGGUUCUUGAUGAUCAAGGGUUAAUUGAAGUGGUUGUAGAUCAGCUGCAGGAUGGAUCAUGUGUUGUGUUCCUCUCACAGCUCCGCUCCAGCAGUGAUGGACUCAGGUUCUGUGGCUCUCAGCAGGUCCGCUGUGCUGGUGCUGUGCGUGCUGCUGUCCGGUAGUGCGGCUGCUGUGCUGCUGUGUCAUUACUGCCCCCUGCAGGCCGCAGGCACGCGCUGCAACAUCACCACCGAGUGCCUCGAGCACGAGCGCUGCUCCUCCGGCUGGAGGCGUUAUGGGCGUGUGCACGUGCUCGCUCUGCAGGGCUGCUUGUCCCCGGAGCUCUGCGGAUCGAACCAGACUCUCACACACAAGGGCCUCGAGUAUGAGAUCACCUACACGUGCUGCUGUCGCGAUCUCUGCAACACCGCCGCGGCCCCCGAGAGCCUCCUGCAGCUGCUCGGAGUCACCGUCAGUCCCCCGGAUCCACCGAGCUGCUCUGAGCCCUGAGACACACACACCUCUGCUCAAACACACUCUCGCUCUCUCACACACACACACACACACACACACACAGAGUUCUGCGGAGCGCCUCAGGCUGAUGAUACACAGGGCAACUUCUUGGUUAAUGUUGUUAUCAGUGGGCACCAGGUGAGACACAGGGUCCACGACCGAUCUAAAAUAUACACAUAGAAAUAUGAACCAUUCUCCGUGAGAAAGUGGCCAUUGCUCAGACAUGUUGCCCUGUGUAUCAUCAGUCUGACACUAACUAAUGUUGUGUGCACAUGAUGGCUUGUAUUAAUAACUUGAGGAUUUUAUUAAUACUGUUCUUACCAUUAUCACUCAAGCUGGUCUUCAGUCUGGAAACUGAUGAACCGUUGUAAAAAUAAAGCAAGUUUGAGUCUGGUUUCUAUAGUUUUGAGGUAAUUUUCUCACCGAUAAUAUCCCCGUGGUUGUUUUUCCUCACUUUCCUUUGCUUUUAAAUAGCUUAA
Messenger RNA from Cyprinus carpio (common carp), 986 nucleotides. RefSeq names its product protein Bouncer-like. Lineage: Eukaryota; Metazoa; Chordata; Actinopteri; Cypriniformes; Cyprinidae. Bases 64 to 504 code for a protein of 146 amino acids. The record is from RefSeq and is a predicted model, not a curated record. The transcript is spliced from 2 exons.